UGCCGGUACUCAGCCCACUACAGUUCUGCAGGGGAAGAGCUUCUUGUCUGGGCCGCCUCCUCUACCGGCACUGGUAAAGGGUUUCUCUUCUCCGAAUAGCUUCGCUGCGAAAUACCCAUUCAAGUGGUAAGUUCCCCUCCAAGCACCCACUGCGCUCCGGGCGGCUUUUGGCGGCUUCCGCCGCUGUGGUGAAGGGAGAUCUAAGCACAAGAAGCAUAUUGAUUAUUGAACCACAUUGUAGUCGACCUUAAUUAGUAAGAGAGGGAUUUUGGAAGAGGCCAGCCACAUCUUACACAGACUCAACCCACUUUGGCAUGAGAGAGAAGGAGACUGAUGCUAUCCAGUGGAAUUGGCCUUUCCAAAGGGGUACAACUACUACAAAAUGGAAUAGGAGUAACCUUACCCAUCCCACUCCUUAACUUCAGUGUUUCUCAAAGAUUGUCUUCACUGUGGAAUUCUACUCAACUCCGACAAUUUGUGGUGGAAGAAAAAGCUGUGCGAGGUGAUGGUUUCAGGAAGAAAAUUGAUACAUAUGCUCAAAUGAUAACAACGGAUGCACAAAUGUCAGUGACAACAACAAAGAAACAAAUGAAGUAUGUGCUGGUGACUGGUGGUGUGGUAAGUGGUUUAGGGAAGGGUGUAACAGCAAGCAGCAUCGGUGUCGUGCUCAAAGCUUGCGGGCUUCGUGUGACCUCAAUAAAAAUAGACCCAUACUUGAACACUGAUGCAGGGACCAUGUCUCCUUUCGAGCAUGGGGAGGUUUUUGUUCUUGAUGACGGUGGGGAGGUUGAUCUAGACUUGGGAAACUAUGAACGAUUCUUGGAUAUUAGACUUACCAAGGAUAACAACAUCACCACGGGAAAGAUAUAUCAGUCUGUUAUCGACAAAGAAAGACGUGGUGACUAUCUUGGAAAGACUGUUCAGGUUGUGCCUCACAUAACUGAUGCCAUAAAGAAUUGGAUCGAGUCAGUAUCAUCUAUUCCUGUUGAUGGAAAAGAUCAACCUGCUGAUGUUUGUGUAAUAGAGUUGGGUGGAACUGUAGGUGAUAUUGAAUCAAUGCCUUUUAUUGAAGCUCUUCGUCAAUUGUCAUUUUCUCUUGGAAAGGAGAAUUUCUGUCUCAUUCAUGUAAGCCUUGUACCUGUACUUGGUGUUGUUGGUGAGCAGAAAACGAAGCCUACACAGCAUAGUGUUCGAGAAUUGAGAGCAUUGGGCUUGACUCCUGACCUACUAGCAUGUCGUUCAGAUCAGCCUUUAAUAGAAGGUACAAAGGAAAAACUGUCUCAAUUUUGUCAUGUUCCGGUUUCUAACAUUCUCAAUAUCCAUGAUGUUCCAAACAUCUGGCAUGUUCCACUAAUACUUAGGAACCAAAAUGCUCAUAAAGCUAUCUUGAAGCAGCUAAAUUAUCUCAGUAUUGCUAGUGCCCCAGAUUUACAGAACUGGACACAGAUGGCAGAGUCAUAUGACAACCUUACUAAUUAUGUUAAAAUUGCUAUGGUCGGGAAGUAUACCGGACUGAUGGAUUCUUACCUAUCUGUUGUCAAGGCUCUUUUACAUGCCUGUGUUGCUUGUUCUUUAAAACCGUCAGUUCAGUGGAUCGCAGCUUCAGAUCUUGAGGAAGAAAAUGCAAGAUUGGCACCACAAGUACAUGAUGAUGCGUGGGAAACCCUCAGAAGCUGUUCAUGCGUUUUGGUUCCUGGUGGAUUUGGUGACCGCGGAGUGCCAGGAAUGAUUUUGGCUGCGAAGUAUGCUCGGGAGAAUAAUAUUCCAUAUCUUGGAAUUUGUUUGGGGAUGCAAAUUUCAGUUAUUGAGUUUUCUAGAUAUGUUUUAGGGAUGGAAAGAGCAAACAGUGAGGAAUUUGAUCCUCUGACGCCUUUUCCUGUUGUAAUCUUCAUGCCUGAGGGUUCCAGAACACACAUGGGAAGCACAAUGAGACUUGGUUCACGGAGAACCUUCUUUAAGGAUUCCACUUGCAUUUCUUCAAAGCUAUAUGGAAACUCCGCCUUUGUGGAUGAGCGUCAUCGUCACAGAUAUGAGGUAAAUCCAGUUAUUGUAGGACAAGUGGAAGCUGCUGGCUUAAAUUUUGUGGGCAGUGAUGAGAGUGGAAAGCGAAUGGAGAUUCUUGAGCUAGCAGGCCAUCCUUACUACAUUGGUGUACAGUUCCAUCCUGAAUUCAAAUCAAGACCUGGGAAGCCCACAGCAGUAUUUUUAGGGCUUAUAUUAGCUGCUACAGGCCAGUUGCAAGCUCAUCUGAAGGAGCUUUAGUGAUAUGCUGAUAUGUCCAAUGUUUCUUCCCAGGCUCCCAGGUCACUUGCACUAUCUCCCAUCUCCAAGACCUGUUUCUCUUCUUCCCAAAACCUCAAAGAUAAUUUUUUUUUUUAAUGUGGUAGAAAGUAUGAAAUGAUAUGCUUAUAUUAUAAAAAAAAAUUGUGAGAAUUAGAUGAUGGCGAUCUCCUGUAUUUUUAAAUAAAAUAAUGUGGUAGAAAGUAUGAAAUGAUAUGCUUAGUUCAGGAUGCCA
Molecule: messenger RNA, 2515 nt
Organism: Dendrobium catenatum
Lineage: Eukaryota; Viridiplantae; Streptophyta; Magnoliopsida; Asparagales; Orchidaceae
Product: CTP synthase
Exons: 25
Coding region: 334-2262 (642 amino acids)
Biological process (GO): pyrimidine nucleobase biosynthetic process; CTP biosynthetic process
Molecular function (GO): identical protein binding; CTP synthase activity
Source: RefSeq, a predicted model, not a curated record